Messenger RNA from Salarias fasciatus (jewelled blenny), 4179 nucleotides. Its product is annotated as glutamate receptor-interacting protein 2-like. Gene Ontology annotation, biological process: neurotransmitter receptor transport, endosome to postsynaptic membrane. The transcript is spliced from 24 exons. Gene Ontology annotation, molecular function: protein binding. The coding region runs from base 345 to 3737 and encodes 1130 amino acids. The record is from RefSeq and is a predicted model, not a curated record. Lineage: Eukaryota; Metazoa; Chordata; Actinopteri; Blenniiformes; Blenniidae.
CCACAGCCGUGAGCCCUCUGCCAUCUGCUCCUGAACCACUGACACUGCCAGAGAUGCAAAAACACUGCAUUCAAGCUAGUCGGCUUGUGGCUGCAUCGAUGUGUAGGUAAAUUCCAAAUGAUGGUUAAAAAUAAAUAAAAGAAAAAAACAAUUUUGGAUGCAAAUCUCUUACAAAAAAAAAAAAAAAAAAGCACACGGCGAAACCUUGGAAGAUUCACCUGAGGACUGGAUGUUCUCCAGGGAGGGAGGAGAACAUGAGAACAGCAGGGCAGGCCGAGACUGAGAGAUGGUGAGGCCGUCAGAAGGAGGACAGGAUCUGUUUUUUCCUUUUCACCGGUCAGAAAAUGAACAUGUCAGCAAGGGUAGUGUUUGGGAAAGGACGGCCCGCUCCCAAACAGCUCUCCUUCGCCUUCCCUCAGACAGAUUCCCUGAGGAAAAGCAGCCGGUCUGCAGUAGCAAAGAGGAGGAUGUUCUCUUUUUCUCUCAGAUGUCGACUGGGCAUCAUCAGAGGCAGAACCAAAGAUGAAGGACCGUACUCAAAGGGGAGCCAAGAGUCCAGGGCAACUGACCAAUCACAUUCGUCCCGGCGGCGCAGCCUUUCAGCAGAAGAGUACAGGGGAGUGACCACGGUGGACCUGAUGAAAAGGGAAGGCAGCAACCUUGGCCUCACCAUCUCCGGAGGGUCUGAUAAGGAUGGCAAGCCCAGAGUGUCAAACCUACGGCCAGGUGGGCUAGCUGCCAGGAGUGACCAGCUGAAUGUCGGAGACUACAUCAAGUCAGUGAAUGGCAUCAAUCUGUCAAAGCUGCGGCACGAUGAGAUUAUCAGCCUGCUGAAAAACAUCGGGGAGCGGGUUGUGCUGGAGGUGGAGUACGAGCUGCCUCCAUUUGUCCAAACCCCCUCAGGAGUCUUAACCAAAACCAUAGAGGUGUGUCUUCACAAGGAGGGAAACAGUUUCGGGUUUGUCAUGAGAGGCGGAUUCCACGAAGACUGGCGCCGGUCCCGUCCUCUGGUGGUCACCCACGUCCGGCCUGGAGGUCCCGCCGACAGAGAGGGCACUUUGAAGGCCGGAGACCGAGUCUUGAGCAUCGACGGGAUGCCUUUGAACAGAGAGAGGCACGCUGACGCUCUGACCAUGCUGAUGCAGAGCGGCCAGGAAGCUCUGUUCCUGAUUGAGUAUGACGUCUCUGUCAUGGAGGCAGUGCAGCAAGCCUCGGGCCCUCUGCUGGUGGAGAUAGUGAGGGGUCCCUCCGCCAGCCUGGGAAUCAGCCUCACCACCACGAUAUACAGAAACAAACAGGUCGUCAUUAUCGACAAGAUCAAGCCAGCCAGCGUUGUGGAAAGGUGUGGAGCGUUGCAUGUUGGGGACAUCAUCCUGUCCAUCGAUGGGACCAGCACAGAGCACUGCUCCCUGAUGGAGGCCACACAGCUGCUCGCCAGCAGCUCCGACGUUGUUAAACUGGAGAUUCUUCCAGCGAGUCAGGGCAGACUUCCCAUCCGGCCACAGGACACAGUGAAAGUGCAGAAAAGCAACCAUCACUGGGACCAGAGCAGCAACUACUGCCAUCCCCCACAUGCCAGCCACAGCAAGACAUGGAGCAGCCCGAACCACCCACACAACCAGCAGGACCACUGCAAAUCUCUGGUGAGCGGUGGCUUCUCCCCUUCCUCCACAGCCACCUCAGGCUUCAGCAGCCAGGGCAGCAACACCCUGCCCUGCCCAGUCCCCCCUCUUGCUCCCACCAGCCCUCGCAUUUCCACGGGCAAGAGGAGGAACAGGAAGAAGGACCACAAGAGCUCACUGUCUCUGGCGUCCAGCUCUGUCGGCCCGGGGGGCCAGGUUUUUCAUGUGGAAACAAGCGAGGUUGUCCUGAGGGGGGAUCCUCUCACAGGUUUUGGGAUCCAGCUGCAGGGGGGUGUCUUCGCCACAGAAACCCUGUCCGCUCCCCCAGUCAUCCGCUUUAUCGAGCCCGACAGCCCCGCUGAGAGAUGUGGCCUGCUGCAGGUUGGAGACAGACUGCUGUCCAUCAAUGGGAUCCCCACUGAAGAUGGCACGUUGGAGGAGGCUCAUCAGCUGCUUCGAGACUCUGCUCUGUCCAACAAGGUCACAGUGGAGAUCGAGUUUGAUGUCGCAGAGUCGGUGGUCCCCAGCAGCGGCACCUUCCACGUGAAACUCCCCAAAAGAAGAGGCGUGGAGCUGGGCAUCACCAUCAGUGCUAGUAAGAAACCUGGCAAGCCCCUCAUCAUCUCCGACAUCCGGAAGGGAAGCAUAGCACACAGGACGGGCACUCUGGAGCCCGGAGACAGGCUGCUGGCCAUCGACACCGUGCGUCUGGAGAACUGCACCAUGGAGGAUGCCAUGCACGUCUUGCAGCAGGCCGAGGACAUGGUCAAGCUGCGGAUCCAGAAAGACGAGGACAAUAUUGAUGAGUUGGAGAUGUCGGGAUCAAUAAUAUACACAGUUGAGCUGAAGCGGUACAACGGACCACUGGGCAUCACGAUUUCUGGCACCGAGGAGCCCUUUGACCCCAUCGUCAUAUCCGGUCUCACCAAGAAGGGUCUGGCAGAGAGGACUGGGGCCAUCCAUAUAGGAGACCGAGUCCUGGCCAUCAACGGGGUCAGCCUGAAAGGAAAGCCGCUGAGCGAAGCCAUCCAUCUCCUGCAGAUGGCCGGGGAGUCCGUCACGCUGAAGAUCAAGAAACAGGCCGAUCACUCUGACAGCCGGCGGCCUGCGGACCGAGAAGCCGCCUUUCUGAGUGACCCCGAGGACGACCUGACAGAUUACCAGAAGACCAGUAAACACUCCGAGGUCUACUCUGCCACCGUGCCCAGUAUAGACUCCGCCAUGAGCUCCUGGGACAGCUCCGGCUUCGACGCAGGCUACAGCAGCCAAGGGACAUAUCUUCACAAGGCAUCUGAUCUACUGCUCAAUCCGCAUGACUGGAGGCGCACAAAGCACAGGAGUCAAACCGCUGCCAGCUCGGCGGGCCUCGUCCACCACUCCGCUCUGUAUGACGGCAGAUUCACGGAGGAUGAGUGGGACAAAAUCCCAGGAUUCGUCAGCCCCCCUCGUUGCCAUGGCACCCUAAACCAGGGAGACAGCUUCUGGUCCCAGGCUCUGCAGGACCUCGAGACCUGCGGCCAGUCGGAGAUUCUCAGGGAGCUGGAGGCAUCCAUGACAGGUAGUGCUCUUAGUCUGUACCUAGAGGAGACCAGGACCAGUGAAGACUCGUUAUUUCAAUCUGAAACUAGUCCCGAUAAGAGGGAGGGAAUCCACAGGGAGACCAAAAACACAGGCAGCCUGAAGACUUCGUCUGGAGCCAGAGACGGAUCAUCCAAGGUCAAAGGAGACCCGGCGGGGGUUUUGUCUCCUACAGCUUUGGCCCUGCACAAGGUGACGGUCAGAAAGGACCUGGACAGCCGUGACUUCGGCUUCAGUGUUUCAGACGGACUCUUGGAAAAAGGGGUUUUUGUGAACAUGAUUCGACCUGAUGGUCCAGCCGACCAGGCGGGGUUGAAACCUUUUGACCGCAUCCUUCAGGUGAACCGUGUGAGGACCAGGGACUUGGACUGCUGUCUGACUGUGCCCCUCAUUAUGGAGGCCGGAGACAGCCUGGACUUGGUCAUUAGCAGGAAUCCGCUGGCAGCGGGGGACGGCGAGCCGUCCAGCGACUGUGACGGCCCCUCAAACUCACUGUUCUGCUUCCCCGACCACAGGACCAACAGCGUCGCUCUGUGACCUCAAACAUAGACGCUCACUGUUGAAACGCUGGAACCUCUCUCUCUCUCUCUCACACACACACACACACACACACACACACAUGGUUAGGCUUGUCACAUUGCACCUCUCACACAGACCUUCACACUCGUGUUGAGUUUGCACAGCGUCCUCGCAAACAGCCUGUGCUGGCCCGAAGGCGCACGUCUCCCUCCCGACGCGUCGGCGAUAUCCAGUUUAAGUCAUUGUGCUCACAUGAUGCAGUUCAGAGGAAGCUUCAGGCUUCAGGGCAGACAUCCCCCCCCCCUUCUCCCUUCACACACACAAACCCUCUCCCUCCCCCUCCCCUCUGCUCUCCAGGGGCAAAGCCACAUGCAGCGUUAUAUAAGAGAGGAGUCACGGCUCCUGAUGGAGGCAGGACGUCAGCGCACACGCCUCGGCUCUGCAGAGAGUCGAACGCCGC